Cyphellophora europaea CBS 101466 is the source of this 2022-nucleotide messenger RNA. RefSeq lists its product as uncharacterized. Lineage: Eukaryota; Fungi; Ascomycota; Eurotiomycetes; Chaetothyriales; Cyphellophoraceae. The coding region runs from base 1 to 2022 and encodes 673 amino acids. The record is from RefSeq and is a predicted model, not a curated record. Gene Ontology annotation, cellular component: nucleus; mitochondrial large ribosomal subunit. The transcript is spliced from 2 exons. Gene Ontology annotation, molecular function: single-stranded DNA binding; DNA strand exchange activity; structural constituent of ribosome. Gene Ontology annotation, biological process: DNA recombination; positive regulation of mitochondrial DNA replication.
AUGGCUUCCGCAGUCGUGGCCGCCGCGCCUCACUCCGUACCUCCACUGCCGCUCUCUCGCAUACCUCGUGUCCGCCCCCCGCGAUUUCUUCCAGGACAGCCGCGAGAUGAUCAACUACCUCAGCCAGAGGGGUCUGUACCAUCAAGUCAUGUAUGGACGCAAGGAAAAUGGCGCAAUCGGGCCUCUAAUGCAGUCAGCGACCGCCGCAAAGUGGUGAGCCAGCAAGUCAAGAAGGCCAUCGAAAAGCGCUACCACGGUCUCAAUAUCUAUGCAUACUAUCACCUACUGACCAAGCAAGUCGUUUAUAGCCUGACUCGCCACAUGCAAUCCGGCCAGGUCAUGCCCCAGCUUGUCUACCACGGCAAGAAAACUGUCCCUGCCACCCUUCGACGUGACGUCUGGCGCCCCUACUUCUCGAUUCACUUCCCGGAAAAUGAUGGAGGACGACAAGCAGGACUCAAGGCCUACCAACGCCUGCGCGAAUUUUCUCUACGCCGUCAGCUCGAUCCCCAGCAAGAAUCUCUUAUGACCACACAAGAGGAUAUUGACAAAGCGAUUCGCAAGGCGGGCGACCCUUUCGAAGUACGUGAGAGGUACGUGGAUCACGAUGUCAAAGGCCGAAAAGUUCUGCGUGCGCCGUUGCUGGGGUUCAAACUUCCAAAGAGAAUCCGGGCGCGAAAACUUAUGAAUCAGAAAGCUUCGAGCGUUGCAGACACAUCUUUUGUCUUGGGUCUGGCUAUGGAGCAGUUAGAAAAGCUAUUCGCCACGAGGUACAACGCACAACACAGAUUGGCAUCCGUCACCAAAGGUCGGCUUCAAGGUCUCGGCGUGCGUGGUAGGAAAAGAUUGAGAGCAAUACGGGCCGAAGAAGAAGAGAAGGAGCUUCAAAUUGCGCAGCGGCAAGAUCUAGCCAGUGAAGCGAACAUAAGUAAAGGCAUGGUCCCUCUGGACAGGCACAUUGCGCGACGAUUAAGCACAGAGGUCAAUGGGGCUGUUGUCGAAGACGAAUCCGUCAAUCGACUCGUCGACGCCGCUCCCGCCGAAAAAGGCUACGAUAAUGUUGAUUGUGAGAUUCAAGUUCUGUGGGCGGACAUGCGCGAUGGAACCUAUGCUGAAACCUGGCCGGAAGGAGUCUUCCAUGGCGAGUUGCAGCCUGCUGCGACAAGCAAAAGCGCGGAGAUGCAUGUAGUACAAAUGGGUUACAAAGAUGCGGACGGCGAGAUGGUAAGCACACAGCGGCAGAGGGUGAAUGUCGUAUCCGGCUCGACGGUUCACGUCCACGGGCUCGAGAAACCAAGAAACUUCAAGACAUUCCAGGAGAUUUUGGCGCUUCAGUCAGAGCAACGGCGUGAGAACCGCACCGAAGAGCUCAAGCAUCAAGCAGUCGAGCGGAGGAGAAAGACCCUCGUCAAGCUAUACAGCGAUAUCUCGAGAGCCGAAGCACGCAUUGCCACAAUUCAAGAUCUACACGAAAAAGACGUCCUUGGGAUCAGCUUGGAUCAAUCAGAUCAGAACCUUCUCGCCGAACGCGAGAAGAAUCAAGCUCUGUUGGACACUUUAACUGCAGAGCGCGAGAGGCAGGAGAUGCAAUACCCUGAAGAAUCUAUCAUCGCGGAGAAAACAGCCAAACUGCGCCAAAUGGUAAAGGAUGUCCGGUCACUCGACAAGAAAGCAGUUGCUACUCGUAACGAAAGCAACCGAGCGGACACUCUUACAGGAAGUCUCAACCAGGAUCAGAUCUCAGGUCGGGGAUCGCAAGAACCUGUCGCUUCGGCACAGCAGCCCACGCAGGAUUUGGACCACGAGCUUCGGCAUCUCGAGCAGGCGAAUCCCACGGACUACGCUGCAGCGCGCGACUUCGUGUCAAAUCCACCAUCAGAGGAGCGGGAGCGGGAAGUGGUUAUGGCCCUCGUUGAGAAGCAGCUUGCGCUCUUGAGCAAACAAGCAGUCAAUACGGAGGCGGUGCUACCCAAUGAGCAUCAGGGGUUGUGGGGCAGGGUCAAGGGGUGGAUAGGGCGCUGA